AUGGCCCUGAGUUUCUCCAGCUCUGCUUCGCUAGCUCUUCUUAACGCUAUUCUGGCAGUAUCCGCCUUUCAUAGAGGUGGGGCGACCGCUGCCUUGCCGUUCAAGGCCAAGGCUAUUGCUGCAUCAAUGAUGCUUUGUGUGUACAGUGUUUUCGACGAAACAGAAGGAGAGAAGCUACGAUAUCAAUUCUUGUACACAUGGCUCCUUUACCACGAAGUUCUCGGGGCCUUCAGUCAGCCUCUACUGCCUGUGAAACACAGAAUAUCUUCUAUUGAUCUUCUAAAAGAUGACAGCUUCGAUAAAACCGCCAUCAUUGGAUCUCUGGGAUGCUCUCUAGAAGUCCUGGAAGCAAUUCACUGCUUGAAUGAAAUGCGACGUAUCAUUAUAGCACGUCCUCCCGACAUCACAGAGGCCCUCAUCCUGGAACGAAAAGUUGUCGGCCUAACGCAAUGUCUGGAUCCCACAGACGAUCUUUCGUCCCACGGCAUAAGUGUCGAGGAACGCUCCAAGGUCCUUUUGACCGCCGAGUUCUACCGGAUAGCGACCUUGUUAUACCACCACCGAUUGCAUGCAUAUUAUUUGCCAAGGCACCGGGAGAGAAAAGUCUACCUGAAGCAAGCCUUCGAGAUACUGGACCGUUUGCCAAUCUGCACAAGUCCGUGGCCUUUAUUCAUCGUUGCUUGUGAGGCAAACUCGGACGAUCAAAGAUUGGUAAUCCUCCGUAUGCUGGACCGCAUGGACGAGGCCCGUAAAAUUGGAAACGUCUUUGUCAUGAGAGAUAUUAUUCAGUCAUUCUGGAAACAGGAAGAUCUAGCUGCAGACUGUGACGGCAGCAGCAAUCAACCUAAUUGGUCCAAAUCCUGGGAUUUAUUAUUCUUCGAGUCGAAACUGGCUGUUCCUUGGUUUAUUUAA
Messenger RNA from Penicillium atrosanguineum, 912 nucleotides. RefSeq lists its product as uncharacterized. NCBI's taxonomy places the organism in Eukaryota, Fungi, Ascomycota, Eurotiomycetes, Eurotiales, Aspergillaceae. The coding region runs from base 1 to 912 and encodes 303 amino acids. Gene Ontology annotation, cellular component: nucleus. Gene Ontology annotation, biological process: positive regulation of transcription by RNA polymerase II. The transcript is spliced from 5 exons. Gene Ontology annotation, molecular function: transcription cis-regulatory region binding; DNA-binding transcription factor activity. The record is from RefSeq and is a predicted model, not a curated record.